UAUAACACUUCGGCUAUCUCCGUUUGUUACUUUUUAGGAUUAUCGCCGCCACUGUCAAUCACUGUACGUUUCAUACAAUCGCUAUUAUAGCUUAGAGAGUUUCGCUAGGCUGUUUGGAGCUUGGACGUCGGCUCAGUGCUGACUUAGGUAGUGACUAGUGUGUCGUAUAAGUCGAUUGUUGGCUGUAGUGUCGACUUCGGUCUCGAGUGAAGUCUCGAAUUUCGCGUCUCGAUUACAGCUCUUGGUGCGAAUAUUUGUAGAUAAGAAUAGUGUAUGUCAGUGAUGUGAAUGUGAUUCGUGAAUUGAAAAAAUAUUUAUUAUUUGUUUCGUUGGUGUUCACAGUUGCUAGAAAAACAUGUUUUAGUUGUUAUUUGGUAUUUAGGGUUUUGUAUUUUAUUUUUAAUUAUAUGAAACAGUGUUCAAUAUUUUGUGAGGAUACGACACACAAAAGAAAUAUGCAGUUCUAUAUUUAGUUACUCCAAUUCAUAAUAAAGUGAUUGUGAACAAGUUUUGAAUUGAGUAUAUAAUAUCUAUCAAAUAUAUUUUUAUUUAAAUGAAUCCAUCGAAAGCAAUGUGAAUUAAAAACAGCUUUACUGUUGUUCUGUAAUUUAAUCUCAAAGCGUUACAGCUCAACAUGUCUUCGUAUGAAAAAUUAAAGCUUCUCGUUUGGAAGAAUUUUCUUCUGCAAAGAAGACACAAAUGGCAGACUGCUUUCGAGAUAGCUUCACCUGUGAUAUUUUCGCUGUUUCUUAUAUUAAUACGAUGUCUUGUCGAUCCUCAAUCAAAGCCCGAAAUAUCAUAUUCACCCUUUCUUCCGACCUACUUUGACAUGACUGGAAGGCAAUUUGGUAAUCUUACUACAGCAAAAAGGGAGGGAUCACUUGCAUUCUCACCUGAUAAUGAACUCACAAGGAGAGCAACAGAAAAAGCAAUGGCAACAGUUGCUUUAGAUAAUCUUGAUGGAUUAUCUGCUUUUUUUUUUAAUCCUAAAAUGUUACCAGAACCUAAGGGCUACAAAAAUGCACAGGAACUAGAAAAAGCACUCACUCAACCAAAUGCUAUGAAUCAGAUUCUUGUUGGAAUCCAAUUUGAUGAUGAUAUGGCCAAUGCAACACAAUGGCCUGAUGAUAUAAAACUGACAUUAAGGUUCCCUGCAGUAAUGAGAACACCUAUGUUGGAACAUCCAUUGAGAGCAAGUUGGAGAACUAAUCUAUUAUUCCCCCUGUUUCCCCUACCGGGACCUAGAGAUCCAGCAGAUAUGUAUGGUGGCAAAACACCAGGUUACUCACCAGAAUUGUUUCUUGCUGUUCAGCAUGCCGUGUCUCAAGAAAUAAUAAAGGAGAAAUCUGGCCAACCAAUUAUCACACAAGUGUACAUGCAACGGUUUCCCCAACUUGCUUAUAGAGAAGAUAACUUACUGGUUGCAAUGGAGAGAUUUAUUUCUAUGAUCAUAAUGCUGUGUUUUGCAUACACAUUUGUUAAUACUGUCAGAGUUGUUACGGCCGAGAAGGAGUUACAACUAAAGGAGACGAUGACAAUAAUGGGAUUACCGUCCUGGCUCCACUGGCUCGCCUGGUUCAUAAAGCAGUUCUCGUUCCUGAUGAUAUCCGUUGUGCUGAUGGUCAUCUUGUUCAAGAUCCCGUUCAACUCGACGGCGGACGGUGAGCGGUACUCCGUGUUCACGUUCACGCCAUGGACCGUGCUGCUGUUCUUCAUGCUGCUGUUUGUGAUGGCCUCGCUGGCGUUCUGCUUCAUGGUGAGCGUCUUCUUCACGAGAGCGAACACGGCGGCGUCGUUCAUGGGUCUGAUGUGGUUCUCCACUUACGCCGCGUACUUCCUAACGCAGAUGCUCUACGAGGACGUCAGCCUUCACGCCAAGUUCCUGCUCAGCCUCAUCUCGAACGCGGCCAUCGGGUUCGUGCUUCAGAUGUUGAUCGUGUGUGAAGGGACAUCGCAGGGUUUGCAAUGGAGCGAGUUGUUCUCCCAAGUAUCGUACCACGACGAGUUCCGACCAGGACACGUGGUGCUCAUGUUGAUCCUGGACACGAUCCUCUACAUGUCUAUUGCCAUGUACGUCGAGAAGAUUCGACCGGGAAUGUACGGGGUGCCGCUCCCCUGGUACUUUCCCUUCACAAAGAAGUUCUGGAUGCCUAACAAGACUAAAAUGCCGACCAUUACACUCAGAGACGGUGUUGACCAGGAGUAUAAAAAUGCAUUAUUGCAAGUAAUUCACGAUGAGGAGCCGAAAGGAGUGCCCAUGGGUAUCAAUAUAGAGAAUCUCACGAAAAUCUACCAAGGACGCAAGAAAGUUGUUGAUAAUUUAAAUCUGAGGAUGUAUGAAAACGAAAUAACAGUACUGUUGGGUCACAACGGUGCUGGAAAGACUACCACCAUAUCUAUGCUGACUGGCAUGGUGCCGCCCACGUCGGGCUCGGCCACCAUCAACGGGUACGACAUCGUGUCGGAGACGACCCAGGCGCGCGAGUCGCUGGGGCUGUGUCCGCAACACAACGUGCUGUUCCCGGACCUGACCGUGGCCGAGCACAUCGUAUUCUACUCGCGGCUCAAAGGCGUCCCCAACUCCAGGCUCGACGACGAAGUCAACCACUUUGUUAAACUCUUAGAACUGCAGGAAAAGAGGAAUGUGGAAUCAAGACAUCUUUCGGGCGGGCAACAGCGACGGUUGUCAGUGGGCGCGGCCAUGUGUGGCUCCUCCAAGGUUGUUCUGUUAGACGAGCCCACGUCCGGCUUGGAUCCUGCUGCGAGGAGGUCGCUCUGGGACCUCUUACAGAAGGAGAAGAAAGGUAGAACAAUGAUUUUAACGACCCAUUUCAUGGAUGAAGCCGAUAUUCUUGGGGACCGCAUCGCGAUCAUGUCUGGCGGUCGACUGCAAUGUGUCGGGACACCGUACUUCCUCAAGAAACACUACGGUAUCGGAUACAAGCUCACAAUAGUUAAGGAAGAUGGAUGUAAAGUAGAAGAUGUCACCAAAUUUUUCAAGACCUACGCACCCGACCUCAGAGAGAAUACAAAUAUAGGAUCUGAGCUUACGUACAUAAUACCAAACGAACAUGUCAAACAAUUUCCCGAAAUGUUGAAGAAACUUGAAGAGCAAAAGACAGCGUUAAAGAUAUCAAGCUAUGGUCUCUCGGUUACAAGUCUUGAAGAAGUUUUCAUGAAGUAA
This is a messenger RNA of Leptidea sinapis, 3184 nucleotides long. Its product is annotated as phospholipid-transporting ATPase ABCA3-like. Bases 635 to 3184 code for a protein of 849 amino acids. Gene Ontology annotation, cellular component: membrane; intracellular membrane-bounded organelle. Gene Ontology annotation, biological process: transmembrane transport; lipid transport. The transcript is spliced from 14 exons. The record is from RefSeq and is a predicted model, not a curated record. Gene Ontology annotation, molecular function: ABC-type transporter activity; ATP hydrolysis activity; ATP binding. Lineage: Eukaryota; Metazoa; Arthropoda; Insecta; Lepidoptera; Pieridae.